ACAUUCGCAAAGGAUAAGCGAGUAAAAAUAAUCAUAACUGCGGCAACACGACUACACAAAUAUUUGUGCAAAACUGACUGAAAUAAUAAACUUAGAUAUGAAGAUUUAUGAAACCAUUAAUUUUGCUAAAGCGCGGAAAAAUGUUUCAACACUAAAAACGAAGUGAAAAGUGCAGAACUCGUGGAAACAACGAUGGAUGCCUAGAAAUGUCCAGUCAGCCGGGUAAGCUGCGAACGGGUCCCUCUGCCAAGCCCGAUCGCAAUGCCAACGAGGAGAACCAACUGGGCGCCAGGCCCAAGGAGCAGUCCAAGAGUCAGAGGAUAUUGCUCGCCCAGACAGACAACCACCAGCCGAAGAUGCUGUCGCAUCCCAACUACAUGGAGCUGGAGUUCCUGCCCGAGGAGCCACCAGCCUUGGGACCCCCGAUUACCUAUCCCGAUCUGCCAGUCAGCUAUGCCACCAGUCUGGUGGGACCCCCGCCCUACAGGGAUCCGCCGCCGCCGACUCCGCCGCCUCUGUCGCAAAUGCCCUCGCGGCUGCUCCACUCGGCUCCCAACUCUCCCAGUCGCGGCAAGGUCGUGCUCAGCAAGAAGGAGCGCAAGGAACUGAGCAAGCAGCUGGGCAUCGACGAAGCCUCGAUCCUGAGCAGCAGCGCCCAGUCGAGUCCCUACAAGGGACGCGUCAGUGAGCUCAAGAACUGUAUUGCGCGCGGGCUCUUUGCCACCUUGCAUCGCGGCUCUCAGAAGUCCCUGCAACACCAGGAUGACAGGGUCGCCAGCCAGGAGAUAUCGCCACCGCCGCCGGCCCCAGAGUCAGGCAACAAUAACGAGGAUGCGGCAGACUACUCCGAGAAGCUGAAGAAUCUGCCAGUGCGCCAGCGUAAGGUAGCCACCUCGCAUAUGGAAAACUACUGCCUGUUCGAUCCAGUGGACUUCAUCAACGAAAAGGCCAUGAGGUAUCCCAGUUCUAAUGGCCAUGGCCUGAGAGAUCCGUUGUUCAGCUCCAGGCAGCACUUGGUCUGUGAAGACGAGGACGAAACGGUGCCGGAAGUCAUAUACGACAAUGAGGAACUGGAGCUGGAGGACACCAUUAUUAUUGAGACAUCGGCUUUGCCAGAGGCCGAGUCCGAGGCGAGUGCAGGCAACACCAAGAUUCUGGCCAGCUUUGAUCACCACAACUACUUUGUCAUAGAGCCUGGGGACUUCUCCAUGGACAUAGGAAUACCCAAUCCGUACACCAAUGAGCAGCUGGUGAACGCCAAGCUGGAGCAGCAGAAUUUGGAGACGCUCUUUAGUGACUUGGAAAACCCAGCCAGUAUGUCGAAUAGCCAGGAGUCCAAGGAUACGGAAACCACUUCUACCGCCUUGGUGGAGUCGUCCACGUCCACUAACUCGGCUAGUUCUGCAGGAAGCUGCUCCAUUGCUAACCCAACCCUGCAAUCGUCGAAGAAGAAGCUGACCUUUCUCAACUUAUCACCGUUUCGGAGUGGCAAGAAGGCUGGCCAGAAGAGUACCUUUGAGCAGCAGCGAGCUAUCUCCGAGUUGGUUAGCACAGAUCACAUGUUGCAUCUGCAACAAUUGCUGCAGGAGCAGCGCCAAGAUCAAAGAUCGCACACCGUGCCGACCGAGUCCAAUUACGUGCUGUUCAAUCCUGGUCCAGUGCCCAGUCGACAUGUCCAGUACAAGAUACGGAAACCACGACCCCUGUCCACUCACAGUGAUGCGGACAGUGGUUUCUUGUCGCCGUGCUCGCCUGAUGAACUGAGAGCCAAUCCGGCCAUUUUGGUGCUGCAGCAGUGCGACAGUGUCCAGGGAUAUUUGGAGAUAUACACAGACUGGGCAAACUACUACUUGGAACGCGCCAAAUCAAAGCGAAAGGUCACAGAUCUCUCUGCUGAUUGCCGGGAUGGCCUCCUGCUGGCCGAGGUCAUUGAGGCGGUUACCAGCUUCAAGGUGCCCGAUCUGGUCAAGAAGCCAAAGAAUCAACAGCAAAUGUUCGACAACGUCAACUCGUGCCUGCAUGUGCUGCGCAGUCAGUCGGUCGGCGGCUUGGAGAACAUCACCACCGGCGACAUUUCCAGCGGCCGCCUGAAAGCGGUCCUAGCCCUCUUCUUUGCCCUCAGCCGUUUCAAGCAGCAGGCCAAGCAGACCAAGUCCAUUGGCGUUGGCGGCAGCGGCUCCUCCUCGGCCAUCCUUUCCGGCGGUUCGGUGCUGGGCAUCGGCAUAGGCGGCAGCUUGAGGACUCCCACACCAGUUACUGGGCAGCUCAAUACUACGAACCAGCAGGAGCAGCAGCAGUUGGCCCAGUCCCUGGAAAACGGCAAUGAAAUGGUGAACAGACAAAUUGCACCCGCCUAUGCAAAGGUCAAUGGCGGCACUGCCAUUCCCCUGCCCGCCACCGUGAUGGUCCAGCGUCGCUGUCCGCCGGACAAAGUGCGUCCACUGCCGCCCACACCGAACCACACGCCCUCGAUACCGGGCCUGGGCAAGAGCGGAAGUGACUUCAAUUCGAGCCGUCCAAACAGUCCGCCCACCAGCAAUCACACCAUCCAGAGUCUCAAGGGCGGCAAUAACAACAGCCUUCGACCGCCGAGCGUGAAGAGCGGCCACCAGAGCGGUAUCCCAUCGCCCAGCAGCCCGCAGACUGCUCCCCAAAAGCACUCCAUGCUGGACAAACUGAAGCUAUUCAACAAGGAGAAGCAGCAGAACGCGGCAAAUGCGGCGGCAGUGGCCAGCAAGUCGCAGAUCCAGUCAAAGCGCACUUCCUCCUCCUCGGGGUUCAGUUCCGCCCGCUCGGAGCGCUCCGAUUCCAGUCUGAGCCUGAACGACGGCCAUGGAUCCCAGUUGAAGCCGCCAAGCAUCAGCGUGGCCAACUCACAGAAGGCUCUGCCCAAGAGCAAGCAGUCCAAGCUCCUGGCUGCGCAGCAGAAAAAAGAGCAGACCAACAAGGCCAAGCUGGACAAGAAGGAGAAAAGUCCGGCGCGGAGCCUGAAUAAGGAGGAGUCCGGUAACGAGUCUCGUAGCUCCACGAUGGGCAGAACGGGCAAGAGCUCCCUGGCUCGCGCAGUGGUUGGAGUGGAGAAAAAUACACCCAAAACCUCCUCCAAGUCAUCGCUGCACUCAAAGUCUGACUCGAAGAGCUCCUUGAAGACGCCCCAGUUGCUGCAGAGCCCCAGUGGCACCGGGCUACCCAAGCCCAUUGCCGCCAUCAAGGGCACCAGCAAAUUACCCUCACUGGGUGGAAAUUCUCCAGUCCCGGAGCCCCAGCAACAGCAGCACCAUCAGCUGCUGAAGCGCGAAACCAGCGACAUAUCCUCAAACGUAUCCCAGACAGCGGCGGGUGACUCCCCCGGCACACAUAUCCUCAAGGCGGCGGCGCCAGCACCGCCCCCUUACUACGCCAACAGUCAGCCCCCACCGUUGCCGCCAGCACACAUAUCAUCUCACCAUGCCGCCCAUCCCCAAAUGGGUGGCUACCUGAGUGAGCCGAGCACUCCGCAGCACAACUCGGGCAUCUAUGGCAGCAGUCGCCUCGCGGCGCCCAAGUCCGCGCUGAGUGCUCCUCGAAAGUUGGAGUACAGUGCCGGACCGCACAUACUGGCCUCGCCACCCCACCGCCAGGGUCUGCAGCGACCCCUGGUUAACUCGGCACCCAACACUCCCACCGCCUCGCCGCACAAGUUUCACACCAUUCCCUCGAAGAUCGUGGGCACCAUUUACGAGGCCAAAGAGGAACUGCUGCCCCCUCAGCAGCAGCAACAGCAACAACAGACCUCCGCUGGGGGUUCGGUGCUGCCCAUGAGACCGCUGCUUCGGGGCUACAAUUCCCACGUGACUUUGCCCACGAGAGGAGCACGCGGUGGCCACCAUCCGCACCAGUCUUACUUGGACUUUUGCGAGUCGGACAUUGGCCAGGGUUACUGCAGCGACGGGGAUGCCCUGCGAGUGGUCAGCUCUGCAUCUGGUGGUCGCUUCCAUGACAUUGACAAUGGAUACCUUUCGGAGGGCAGCAGCGGCCUCGGCGGGCCAAGUACAUCCUCUGGAGGCAUUUCUCAUGGCAAGCACUUUCUCAGCAUGAUGCGAGCGCGCACACAACUGCCUACGACCAUUGAAGAAAGAAUUCGCAAUAGUCGCGGCUCUUUGGACAGCAUCGGAACCGCCGCGAACGGCAGCUCAGUAGCCAGCCAGGCCAGCUCCAGCGGCGGCUCCACCACCACCCAUAGCCACGCUCACAACAAUAAUAACAACAAUAACGCAGGGGGCGGAGGAGGAGGCGGUAAAAUGGAUGGCAGUCCUCAGCAUCGGCCCGGAUCUCGAAAUGGACGCGACAACUGGAGCAAAAUGCCGGAGCCGCUCAAUGGCCACAAGGCGGACAAGUCGGAGAAGUCCUCGCCAUCCCGCCGCAGUAUGGGCGGUGGCAGUGGUAGCUCCUCCAAGCAAGGCUCGCCCUCGUCCUCCUCGCGGACAAAGGGCGUGCCACCGAGCUUUGGCUAUGUAAAGCGGGCCAAUGGCAGCAUUACGUCGACCGCUGAGCAGCAGAACAUAGCCAUGCUGAUGGCAGCCGGUGCAGCUGGGGCGAGCAUCAAUGGACUACCCUGCGGGCGGACCGCUCACGUUUCGGCAGUGCCAAGAACCGCAAGCGGUAGAAAAGUGGCCGGCGGGACUCAAACUCUGCCCAAUGACACGAACAAACUGCCGCCAAAUACUCAGCAUCGCAGCUUUUCACUGACAGGACCCACGGCCACCCAACUGAGCCAAUCCAUCAGGGAGCGCUUGGCCACAGGAUCACACAGUUUGCCCAAGCCAGGCAGCGAUCUGCACAUAUUUCAGCACAGGAUAUCCAAUCGAGGUGGCACCCGACACGAUGGCUCCCUCUCGGAUACCCAGACCUAUGCAGAGGUCAAGCCGGAAUACAGUUCAUAUGCCAUGUGGUUGAAGCACAGCAACACGGCCGGAAGUCGACUGUCUGACAGCGAGUCUGUCGAGCAGCUGCAGAUCGGUUCACCGGCAAUGACCAGACAUGGCCACAAAAUGAUCCACAAUCGGUCGGGUGCACAGAUGGCCCCAUCGGGCAACGAAUCGCCCUACGUGCAGAGUCCCCGCAUGAACCGCAGCAACAGCAUAAGAUCCACGAAAUCCGAGAAAAUGUAUCCCUCGAUGCUGAGCCGUGGAGGUGAAGUGGAAAUUGAGCCAUACUAUUGCCUGCCCGUGGGCACAAAUGGCGUGCUCACCGCUCAAAUGGCAGCUGCCAUGGCGGCUCAGUCGCAGGCGGUGCAAGGCCACCCGGGCGGAGUGGGUGGCGUGGCCUGGAGCCAGCCCACCUCGCCAACGCCCCUCGCUCGCGGCUCCUUUACUUCAGCUGCUGUGGCAGCCGCCUCGGUGCUCUCGCCCACCCACGGCUCCUCUGCGGUGGUGGCUGGUGCAGGUGCAGGUGCAAUUGUCGGUCAUCGGCUCACAUAUCCCAAGAAAAAUGAUGAAGUUCACGGCAGUGCCGCCUCUUUGCUGUCCGGAGGCAGCUCCUUGUAUGGCAACGCGGAGGAGCGACAGGCGCACGAGAUCCGGAGGCUGAAGCGUGAGCUGCAGGAUGCACGGGACCAGGUGCUCAGUCUGAGCAGCCAGCUGUCAACAAACGCCCAUGUGGUCACUGCCUUCGAGCAAUCGCUGUCGAACAUGACCAACCGGCUGCAGCAGCUGACGGCGACGGCGGAGCGCAAGGACGGCGAGCUGACGGACAUGCGCCAGACCAUCGAGCUGCUACGAAAGCAGUCAAUCCAGGCGGGCCUGACCACGGCGCACAUGCAGAGUAUGGGCGUGCAGACACAGGGUCACAGCCAGAGCCAGGCUCAGGGUCAGGGCCAAGCCGGGGACCAGAAGCCACCGCCAUCGGGUGCCCAUCGCCCCAGCAAUGGCAACGGCAGCGGGACAGUGGGUCUGGGAAUGCAACGCCAACACAGCACGGACUCCAUGUGCUCGCUGAACUCCAUCAGCUCCGGCUGCUCCGCUGCCCAGGAUAAGAACAAGGCCAACAAGAAGAAGGGCUGGCUGAGGAGCAGCUUCACCAAGGCCUUCUCCCGCAACGCCAAGAUCUCUAAGACUAGCCGUCAUGUGGGCCACCAUCACCAGCACCACAACCAAAGCCAACAGGAUCCGGCUUCGGGAAAGCUGCCCUUGCCCAAUGGCCAUGGAGAGCUGUUGGGAUUGGCCUCUCUGGCCACACAGCCCGCUCCUCCGUUGCCCAAGAGCAACCAAAGCAGUCCCGCCAAGACACUCACCCUAAUAGAUAACGCCAAACCCAUUGAUGCCAUCGAGCAGGAGGAUCAGCAGGUGGUCGAGGACCUCAAAAAGCAGCUACGCGAGAAGGAUCUUGUCCUCACCGAUAUACGCCUGGAGGCCUUGAGCUCAGCUUCCCAGCUGGAGAGCCUCAAGGAAAUGAUGAACAAGAUGCGGGCGGAGAUGAUGUCCUUGAAGCAGAACAACGAGCGCCUCCAGAAGCUAGUAACAACGCGUUCCCUGGCCGGAUCCGAAGCGAGCUUAGGCCAGGCCAUCAGUCCGAAUGGAUCGGUGGCCGGCAGCUCUGAGGUGUCACGUCGCUACUCCCUGGCUGAUAGCACCAAUCGUCCUCCGAUGGACCUGCCCGCCCGUCUCAGCGAGGAGCUUGAGCUGGAGGAGGAGUGCUUGCCGCCAGCCCCAGCACCAGAGCCGCCACCACCACCGGCUCCCAAUGGCGUUAACGUAGCUCCCCUGAGUCCCAGCACCCACAUAGACCUCACCCCGCCCCCACCCGCACUGGAGGCAGCCCCGCUAGCCAGUCCAGUGCACAUGCCCAGUGCCACGGAGGAGCUGACCGACGUGUGCGAUGGUAAGAAGAUCGCCAUUGCCUGCUACCUGGGCCAGCCGGAUGCCUUUGCCAAGUACUGUGACGAGCUCCAAGAACUGGAUGGCUUCUAUGCCAACGGACACGAGGCGGAUGCGCAUUCCCAGGGCGAACGAAAGGCGAACUUCGCUGCCGCCAGCUGCAAUGAGUUCGUCAUUGCCUGCACCUACAUCUCCGGCAAGACCACGUGGCAGAACCUGGACUACGUGGUGCGCAAGACCUUCAAGGAUUAUGUGGCGCGCAUCGAUCCGGGCACCAAUUUGGGCCUAAACACGGACUCGAUCACCUCGUACCACUUGGGCGAGGCUAAAAGGGGCCCGGAGAUGGGCUUCCCCGAACUGCUGCCCUGCGGCUACAUCGUUGGCAGCGUGUGCACUCUGUAUAUCUGCCUGCAGGGCGUGGGCAGCCUGGCCUUUGACAGCCUCAUCCCGCGCAGCAUUGUGCACCGAUACAUCAGUCUGCUCACGGAGCACCGCCGUCUGAUUCUGUGCGGACCAAGCGGCACUGGGAAGUCGUACUUGGCUCGCCGACUGGCCGAGUUUCUGGUGGCUCGAGCAGCACGCGGUAACCCUUCAGAGGCCAUCGCCACGUUCAACGUUGACCACAAAUCCUCGAAGGAUCUUCGUCAAUAUCUGGGCCACAUUGCCGAGCAGGCGGCCAUAGCCAACGGCGCUUCGGAGCUUCCCUCUGUGAUCAUUCUGGACAACCUACACCAUGCCUCGGCGCUAGGCGAUGUCUUCUCCUGCCUGCUGAGCGCCGGUCCGGCGAAUAAACUGCCUUGCAUCAUUGGCACCAUGUCGCAGGCCACCUGCAACACCACCAAUUUGCAGCUGCACCACAACUUCCGAUGGGUUCUUACAGCUAAUCACAUGGAGCCCGUUAAGGGCUUCCUGGGACGCUUCUUGCGGCGCCGCCUCUUCCAACUGGAGCUCCAGACGCAGCAUGCCCAGCCCGAGCUGGCGGCUGUCCUGGCCUGGCUGCCCUCCGUGUGGCAACACAUCAACAGGUUCCUUGAAGUACACAGCUCCAGUGAUGUGACCAUCGGCCCGCGACUCUUCCUCGCCUGCCCGCUGGAUCUGAAGGACUCCCAGGUAUGGUUUACCGACAUCUGGAACUACCACCUGUCGCCCUACCUUGUGGAAGCGGUGCGCGAGGGUGUGCAGCUGUACGGACGCCGGGGUGGUGCCUGGAACGAUCCCUCGGCGUUUAUCAGGAACUCGUAUCCUUGGCCCUAUGGACCGGACUCGGUGCCCCCCUUGCGGCAGAUCAAUGCCGAGGAUGUGGGCCUGGAGGGCGUGGCUCUGACCAACGGCGAGCAGCAGGAUCCCUUGCUCAACAUGCUGAUGCGCCUGCAGGAGGCGGCGAACUACUCAGAGGCUCAGGAUCAGGAGUCCGACUGCGCCAGUCUGGACUCCAACGUCACGCCCGAUAGUUCGGCGGGUGCCGAGUAAAGAGCCCCAAAGACUAACCUCUUCGUACAUGCCAAAUUAAGAAGGACUAACUUACGGAACACACCGCGGGCCGCUCACCUUGCUUGCACUCCCAAAACCCCCACACAAAUGGGAUUUCUUGCACUACUUUCGCAGGCUCUUUCAAAAGAAGUUUCAAGGGGUCUCCAUUUGCACCACCAACCCAUUGAUAUCCCCUCCUUCCGUAAAUAAAUUGCACUUUUUAGCGCACUUGUUAAAAAUGCAAAUUGUCCAGGUCCCAAAUCGUAAAGCUGAAGCACUAACCACUUCCAAAUGAGUCUACGGUCCCGACGGCGUUCCCGAAGUACCCAAAACUCGAGAGAGAAAACCUUAACUAACAUUAAAUGUUAUUCAGAAAAGAGAAAUUACACGUUUUUGUAUAUAGAACCAAGGAAAUCCCCUAUGCUUAAGUGUGAGGCUGCUCGGCGGCUUCGGUGACUUUUUAUACCCUUUAUCCUAGCCCAGCCCCGGCAGAUCAUAUUGAAACAUAAAGUAACCCUACACAUAAAACUAUUGUAAAUGUAGCCGUAAGUUUUUGCUACUACCAAUUUACAAGAUGUAUAUUCGAUGGAAAAAGCUUUCACUUUAGUUUAAUUAUUUGCGUAAUCAUCAUUAAAUAUUGUUACAAACAUAUGUCGUAUUUAUAAACCCAAUGAAGCAAGUACCAUUUAAAUAUUUAUUAUGCCAAGCCGCGCUUAAACACAGGAAUAUGGGAACGUAAAUACGUAAUGCUCCCCUACCUUCAGAUAAUAGCUAAAUUAACACCCAUCCCCAUCAGAAUAUUAACUACAUACACUACCAAUGCGAGCAGUAAAACUAUAGGAUGCGAUUUAACGAACGCGUGUCUCUGUCUAAUUUAAAUGUGUGCAUUUAUGGAUUAUGACAUCAAAUCAAAAUAAAUUAAAUAUCAAACUCAA
Molecule: messenger RNA, 9259 nt
Organism: Drosophila kikkawai
Lineage: Eukaryota; Metazoa; Arthropoda; Insecta; Diptera; Drosophilidae
Gene: sick
Product: sickie
Biological process (GO): neurogenesis; nervous system development
Molecular function (GO): ATP hydrolysis activity; ATP binding; protein binding
Source: RefSeq, a predicted model, not a curated record